This is a messenger RNA of Marasmius oreades (fairy-ring Marasmius), 858 nucleotides long. RefSeq lists its product as uncharacterized. Bases 1 to 858 code for a protein of 285 amino acids. Lineage: Eukaryota; Fungi; Basidiomycota; Agaricomycetes; Agaricales; Marasmiaceae. The record is from RefSeq and is a predicted model, not a curated record. The transcript is spliced from 7 exons.
AUGUCUUCAAGUAGCUUUUUUGAGCGUUCAUCUAAUGUCAAUCUCUCUGGCAACUCGUUAUUUACGCAUGCAAAUACGGUCACAAUCAACAACUAUUCGGCACCAGCACGCACGGCACCCGAACCUGGAAUAUUGAGCUCUCGGAGGGACGACGACCAAUGGUUGACUUUGCGUGGCGGACAAAGGCUCAGACGGAUAGACAUGUGCGAUGUAUUCGUUCUGGGUGAGGUGUCCUCGGAGACACUUUAUGUUUCGGUCAAAUUGAAGUCCACGAACCCAUUCCGAAACAGAGUGAAAAGUAUUGUGAAGAUCCGGAAAAGGACACAAAGCGCGGAAAUUGUUCCUGGGUUUGGAGAUCGACGGUUUACGGUCGUUUCACUUGAGCCCGAGGAUGAUGGAGAUGUCGAGAGGAUACAGAGGGUAUUGGAGCCACUUUAUGAAACUGCUCUUUCUCAACGGCGAGUAUGGCUUACACAACUGUUUGGAGUGGGUCGGUCAAGGACACCAACGUUGAUAUACCACGACGAGGUCGUCGAUGGGGAGACUCUCUUGGACCAAUACGAGAAGACACUAAUUGUGGGGACCUACCUGCUCUACAGAUUUGCCAAAUCAUUUACCGACGUACUAUAUGACGCAACUUUACAGAAGUUGUCAAUUCCGUUUCCGACCGAAUCUGGGUGGACGUUCAAUCUGAGGACUCGUUCAUUCCAGUAUGACGUCAUAAACUUGGCACUCUCCGACGACGACGGCCCUCCAGACUACUUGCAUCAACCGCCCGCACUUCCGCACAAUUGCAAUCCACCGCUCGAUUCCACCGAGAUCGUCCGCGCUGUUCCGGACUUCUUACAGCCUUUCUGA